Messenger RNA from Pochonia chlamydosporia 170, 261 nucleotides. RefSeq lists its product as hypothetical. Lineage: Eukaryota; Fungi; Ascomycota; Sordariomycetes; Hypocreales; Clavicipitaceae. The transcript has a single exon. The record is from RefSeq and is a predicted model, not a curated record. The coding region runs from base 1 to 261 and encodes 86 amino acids.
AUGAAGAGGAAUCUUUAUCAGAUUGAAGCAGGCACGAUAUUUGUACUCCCUUUGGGAAUAUAUUCCCGUGACGACUCGGAUUUGCGAAUCACAGAGGCACUAGACAAGCUCUUUGCCGUGCCAUUCAAAGUGCCGGCUCUACAUCCGGACCCGCUCGGAGUUGAAACGGCGACGGAGGAAUGGAUCCACUCCGCCUCUCAAGAUGUCAAGAAGCUAUCAAAGGCUGCUGUUAAUGUGAAGUUGGUCAAACGGUACCAUUGA